Molecule: messenger RNA, 1210 nt
Organism: Phragmites australis (common reed)
Lineage: Eukaryota; Viridiplantae; Streptophyta; Magnoliopsida; Poales; Poaceae
Product: secretory carrier-associated membrane protein 5-like
Exons: 12
Coding region: 170-988 (272 amino acids)
Biological process (GO): protein transport
Cellular component (GO): trans-Golgi network membrane; recycling endosome membrane
Source: RefSeq, a predicted model, not a curated record
CCGGAGCGACUUGAGUUGGUCGGUCACGGUCAGUCCACCGCGCCCGACACGCCCACUCCGCCCACCGCUUCCUGCUCUCCACCGCGCCAACGACCCCAACCCACCGAUCAAGGCAGCCUGUUCGACCCUCCACCCGCCGCCCGAGGCCAAGCCGUCGCCGGCAGCGAGCAUGCACCACGAUCCCAACCCCUUCGACGAAGGCGCCGACGACAAUCCCUUCUCGAAUGGAGGUGGAGGAGGACGUGGCGGAGGCGGCAAGUCGCAGUUCGCGUUCCGGUCGGCGGAGCCCGUCGGGUUCGGCGGCGGCAGGGGCGAUGCCACCGUCGAUAUCCCCCUCGAAAACAUAAGCGAUUCGAAGGGCGAGGCGAAGGAGCUGUCGCAAUGGGAGACAGAUCUCAAGAGGCGAGAGGCGGAUAUCAGGAGGAGGGAGGAAGCUCUCAAGAGCUCUGGGGUGCCCACGGAGGACAAGAACUGGCCACCGUUCUUCCCGAUCAUCCACCACGACAUUGCCAACGAGAUACCACCCAAUGCACAGAAGUUGCAGUAUCUUGCGUUCGCAAGCUGGCUUGGCAUUGUGCUUUGUCUCUUCUGGAAUUUUAUUGCUGUCAUAGUCUGCUGGAUCAGAGGGGGAGACUCUAAACUUUUCUUCCUGGCUACCAUCUACGGUAUGCUUGGCAUCCCUUUGUCCUACUUGAUGUGGUAUAGGCCUCUAUACCGUGCAAUGAGAACUGACAGUGCUUUCAGCUUUGGAUGGUUUUUCCUUUGUUACCUGCUCCACAUUGGCUUUUGCAUACUUGCUGCCAUUGCUCCACCAAUUAUAUUCCGUGGAAAAUCAUUAACGGGUAUAUUGGCUGCAAUUGACACCUUCUCUGAUCAUGCAAUAGUUGGGAUCUUUUACUUUGUUGGAUUUGCCUUGUUUUGCUUGGAGACAGUUGUGAGCAUUUGGGUUCUUCAGAAAGUAUACAUGUACUUCAGAGGGCACAAGUGAAGUAGGCCAUGGAAGAAAUUUACAAAAGUCUACCAGUACCAUCUGAUUGCGCUGCCGUUCUGUGCAUACAUACUGAUGCAUGUCUGUCGUUGGAUGUUAUGACAGUGUAAAUUUUUUCUUUAAAGUUUGUAUGGUCGAGGGGUAUACCAUUAUAUUGUAGUGUCGUUUCUGGACCGAUCUGUUGUUUGAAGCAACAAUUCUUUACACGUACAAAUUGCACUA